UUUGUCUCCUGGGGUGGCCUGAUGCUGGAGUCAUCUCUACCAAGACUGUGUCCUUCCAGUGGCAGCGCUGUGUGUCCACAACAUCUGGUUAUAGAAAGAACAGAACUAGAGCACCCUGUGGGCUGGAUGUGAAUCACUGCAGGGCAUUGUGCACCUAAUAAGUGAGAAGAUAAAAACUGUAAUCAGCUCUACAGGUAGCUUGGUUCUUACAGGGCAGAGAAGCAAAUCUAGGCUGUAGCCAAGUGAUAGGAUGGUGUUCAUCUUGGGGCUGUCAAAAAGUCCCAUGUGCUUUCCCUAGCCAGAGCUCCAGCUUGGUACAGGAAUGCAUGUCUUCACCUUGGAGACCUGGUAUAACGAAAUACUGAUUUUGUCUGGAAUAGAAUUAAUUUUCUUCACAGUAGCUUGCUGUAUGUCGAGUAACACAGGGAUGGCUUAGUUACUGCUGAGCAGUGCUUACACAGAUCAAGGCUUUUUGUGCUUCUCACACUGCUCCUCCCAGUGAGUAAGCUGGGGGUGCACAAGGAGUUGGGAAGGGACACAGCCAGGACAGCUGACCAAAGAGAUAGAUACCCUAUAGCAUGUGAUGUUGUGCUCAGCAAUAAAAGCUGGGACGUGGAAGGGGGAGUUUGCCAGGGCUGCUCAGGGACUUGCUGGGCAUUGGCUGGCUGGUGUGAGCAAUUGCGCUUUCUGAAUUACCUGUUUUUCUUGGGUUUGGGUUUGUUUUGGUUUGGUGGUUUUUUUUUUUUUUGUUGUUGUUGUUGUUGUUUAUUCAGCAGUCUCUAUCUCAAACCAUGAGUUUUGCAACUUUUGCCCUUCCUUUUCCCCUCCUACUGUGGGGGAGUGAGAGGCUCUGUGGUGCUUAGCUGCCUAUCAAGAUUAAACCACAACACAGGGAAAACGUUUCUAGUCCUCACAUGCUGCAAAAUACACUUUGUGGUGAGUAGAAUCAGGAGUUGCUGUUAUUUCAAGAUCGGUUGUGGUUCUGCAGGAGGUUCCAGAAUGGAAUUUGCUGCUUGCCCAGUCCUCCCAUGACUGGCACGCCUUCUUGCCAAGCUUGGCACCAAGUGGAUGUCACUUUUAUUGGCCGGCUCAUAAAUGUUCGCACACUGGAGCACUGAUCUCCUUCCGGCUUAGUCAGACUGGAGUUGUACAUUGAUCACUGAGAUGAUGGGUCCAAGGUUCCCCUGGCUGCUCUGGGCCUAUGCAUGCUGCUGGAGCACUGGCUUUUGCAGGAAGGUUGUGGUCUGGCCCACCGAUGCAAGUCACUGGAUCAAUGUGAAAGUGCUGCUGGAAAAGCUUGUUCUCCGGGGUCAUGAAGUGACUGUGCUGGUAGCCUCAAGCAAUCUGCUCAUCGACUACCAAGACACCUCCUCCCCCUUCACCUUUGAGGUCCUGCAAGUCCCCUUCACCCAGGAGACACUGGAUGAUGUCAUGGAUGAAUUCCUCAAUUUCUGGAUGAAUGAGGUCCCUAAUCUCUCACCCUGGAAGUUCAUGUGGAGAAUGAAAAAGGACCAGGAGAUCUUUACUGAUAUGUUAAAGCAGACAUGUAAUACCUUCGUGAUGAACACUCAACUGAUAGCAAAGCUGAAGCAGGCCAAUUUUGAUGUUCUGAUCGCUGACCCCCUAGCAGUAGGUGGGGAGCUGGUAGCAGAAAUUCUAGAAAUCCCUUUUGUCUACAGCUUCCGCUUCUCUGAUGGGAAUGUGGUAGAGAGGCUGUGCGGUGGGCUCCCGGCCCCCCCUUCUUACGUGCCUGCUAGCACAAGUGGGAUGACAGAUCGGAUGUCCUUCACGGAAAGACUAAAGAACUACCUCUUUUACAUGGAUUUAUUCUUCUCAAAGAUCUGGUGAGAUGAAUGGGAUGGGUACUAC
Strigops habroptila (Kakapo) is the source of this 1869-nucleotide messenger RNA. Its product is annotated as UDP-glucuronosyltransferase 2C1-like. NCBI's taxonomy places the organism in Eukaryota, Metazoa, Chordata, Aves, Psittaciformes, Psittacidae. Bases 1165 to 1848 code for a protein of 227 amino acids. Gene Ontology annotation, molecular function: UDP-glycosyltransferase activity. The transcript has a single exon. The record is from RefSeq and is a predicted model, not a curated record.